Macadamia integrifolia is the source of this 3204-nucleotide messenger RNA. Its product is annotated as putative disease resistance protein RGA3. The transcript has 5 exons. The coding region runs from base 1 to 3204 and encodes 1067 amino acids. The record is from RefSeq and is a predicted model, not a curated record. Gene Ontology annotation, molecular function: ADP binding. Gene Ontology annotation, biological process: defense response to other organism. Lineage: Eukaryota; Viridiplantae; Streptophyta; Magnoliopsida; Proteales; Proteaceae.
AUGGUUGAUGCUUUGGUUUCCAUCGUCAUCCAGCAAUUGGCUGUGAUUGUCGAAAACGAGAUCCAGCAAAAGGUUCCGCUGGUCAUUGGUGUGGAAAAGGAUAUCAACAAAGAAGCAAGUGAGGAUGAUUCAGUGCGGGUAUGGUUACAAAAGCUGAAAGACGUAGCUUAUGACAUUGAUGAUGUGUUGGAUGAGUUGAAGACUGAAAUUCUCAAAUCACAAAUAUUGGGAGCUGAUGAUGACGAUGCUUGCAUGAUCAGCCUUACUAAGAAGAAAAUUGGCUUGCAUCGUGACAUUAGUCAUAGGAUAAAGGAGAUAAAUGAAAGGGUAGAUGAAAUUGCAAGUUUGCGAGAUAAAUUUCAUUUUAUUGAAACUACUACUUCUAGAAAUGAAAUCAUCAAAUAUGAUGAGCCAAGCAGGAGGAGUCUAGAAAGUAGCUCCCUCGUUGAUGUCUCGGAAGUAUUUGGUCGUGAUGAGGAUAAAAUUCUCAUAUUGAGCAAGUUGCUAAACGAGUGCAGUCAACAAGAAAUGGUUUCUGAUCAAGUUCUCAUAAUCUCCAUUGUGGGCAUUCCCAGUUUGGGCAAAACAACACUUGCCCAUCUUGCAUUCCAUGAUGAUAGUGUGAAGAACCAUUUCAGUAAGAGAAUGUGGAUACAUGUGUCCAAAACUUUUGAUAAAGUGAAGGUUGCCAUCAAUAUUAUUAAUGAAAUUGGUGGUAAUAUUGUCCCCCAAAGUGACAGUAUUACAUGGGAAGAUGUACAUCGUAAAUUGACUAGUUCUGUUGUUGGGAAGAAUUUUCUACUCGUGCUAGACGAUGUCUGGAAUGAGGAUCCUAUGAAGUGGGAUCCAUUGAGGCUUUCUCUCAAUCGUGGUUCUCACAAAAGUAGAAUUAUUGUCACAACAUGCAAUGAAAAUGUUGCUUACAUGAUGCGUACAACAUAUAUCCAUGAAUUAGGAAAAUUGUCUGAUGAAGCUUGUUGGUCUUUAUUGAGACACUAUGCUUUUGUUGGAAGGCAAGACGAAGAGCGUGAAAAGUUGAAAGAAAUUAGCUUGGAACUCACAAAGAAGUGUAGUGGUUUGCCACUUUCUGCAAAGAUUUUAGGGAGUCUUUUGUCCUUCAAAAAGUCAAAACAAGAUUGGCAAUAUGUGUUGGAAAGUGAUGUAUGGAGGGUUGUAUCAAGCAUUGAAAAAACAGUCUUGUCUGCUCUGUUACUAAGCUAUAACAAUUUGCCCUCUCAUUUGAAACAAUGCUUUGCACAUUGUUCAAUCAUCUCCAAAGAUUGUUUAUUUGAAAAAUUACCUACAAUCAGAGAAUGGAUUGCACAAGGAUUUCUUAGUGACAGUUUGGGAGAAAGCAGUGAAGAUUUAGCUAUGGUUGGUGAAGAGUACUUCAAUAAUUUGGUCAUGCGUUCAUUUUUUCAAAAACACAUUAGAUAUUCAAAAGGUAGAGCUGAAUAUUACCAAAUGCAUGAUCUUGUCCAUGAUUUUGCAAACUCCCUUGUAGAGAAAGAAUUCUUUGCUUUGACGACGAAAGAUACUAAUGCUUUGAAAUUCAGUUUUAGUCGACCACGUCAUUUAUCUCUAUUAAUAAAAGGGACAAGUACAAUUCCAUCUGUUAUUUACAAGGCAAAGGGUCUUCGCACUCUUAAAAUAUAUGGAGGACAUAUUCCUACAGUUUCUUCUGAUUUAUUUUGUCACUUAACGUGUUUAAGGACACUAAAUUUGGAUGAGACAUAUCUUGAAGAGCUUCCAAAUGAGAUAGGAAAGUUGAUACAUCUAAGGUGCCUUAGCUUGUCCAAGGGAAGGUUUAAAGAACUACCUAAAACAGUGGAAAAUCUGCCCAAUUUGCAUAUAUUAACCCUUUACAGAUGCAGAUAUCUUUCCAAACUACCUAAAGGUAUUGGGAGAUUGGUCAAUUUGAAAGAUCUUGAUCUGACAGAAUGUCUCCGAUUAAGCUACCUACCAGAAGGGAUUGGGAGAUUAAGCAAACUAUAUAGUUUGUCAGACUUCAUUAUUGGUGGGGUGGAGAAAGGAGAAUGUAAGAUUGGAGAACUAAAAGACCUUAACUUUCUCAAAGGUUCUCUACGCAUAAUAGGUGUGGGGAGAGUUGAAAAUCGAAAUGAGGCUAAGAUGGCAUGCUUGGAGCAUAAGAAACACCUUAGGGCACUGUAUCUCUAUUGUAAUCAGUAUACGGGUGUUUCACUAGUAGACAUUGAUGAAGAAGCAGAUUAUGAAGCAGGACAUGGAGGAGGAGAAGAAGUUUCUGCAGGAGAUAUGUCAGGAGAUAUGUCUUUGAGGGAGAUGGAAGAUGUGUUGGAAAGUGUCCAAUCAGAUCCAGACCUUGAAGAAGAUGAAGUUGUUGGAAGAGAAAUGUCGUUAAGGAAGAUGGAAGAUGUGCUGGAAAGUCUCCAACCACAUCCAAAUCUUGAGAAACUAAUAAUUAGGGACUAUCUUGGUGGAGGGUUCCCUAAUUGGAUGGGUAAUCAUGCAAACUUCAUGAUUUUCUAUGAUCUGAUUUUCUUGGAACUCACUAAUUGCAGAAACUGUAAGAAAUUGUUGGUGUAUGAUGUCUUGGUUGCGUUUCUACAGAAAUUGCCUGUGAUUCUAGGGAAACUAACAUCCCUUGAAACCCUUGUAAUUGUUGGAAUGGAUAAGGAGUGGGAUGUGAGACUACAAGAAAAUGAAGGGAAAGAGUUCAUGCCGUGUCUCCAGUAUCUUAUUCUUGCAGUAUUGCCCAAUUUAAGGUUGUUUCCACCACACCUUAGCCAGGCUACAUCCUUGAAGAAAUUGUUCAUAUGGGAUUGUCCAAAGUUGAUUUGUAUGCCAUCAUCUCCAUCCUCCCAUCUUUUUCCACAUGUUGAGGAGAUGAUUUUAAAAAUGAACACAGGUUCAUUUUCGAAGUCAUUAGUACCACACAACCACACGUUUUUCCCGAAUCUCAAGUUGUUGCGUAUGAGACAAUCACCUUACUCGUCAUUGCCUGAAGGCUUAAGGAAACUCACAUUACUUGAGGUUCUGGAUAUUCGAACCGGUUCUAAGAUCAAGUCAAUGCCUGAGAAGUUGCAAUAUCUCACUGCACUCCAAGAGUUGACGAUCAUGAGGUGUCCUUCCUUGAAACGGCGUUGCCAAAAGGAGAAAGGAGAAGAUUGGAACAAGAUAUCCCACAUCCCAAGUAUCGUUAUUGAUGGUGAAAAGAUCAAAUGA